Anguilla rostrata (American eel) is the source of this 2558-nucleotide messenger RNA. RefSeq names its product protein tyrosine phosphatase domain-containing protein 1-like. Gene Ontology annotation, molecular function: protein tyrosine/serine/threonine phosphatase activity; protein tyrosine phosphatase activity. Gene Ontology annotation, cellular component: cytoplasm. Bases 305 to 2254 code for a protein of 649 amino acids. The transcript has 10 exons. The record is from RefSeq and is a predicted model, not a curated record. Gene Ontology annotation, biological process: cilium assembly; protein dephosphorylation. NCBI's taxonomy places the organism in Eukaryota, Metazoa, Chordata, Actinopteri, Anguilliformes, Anguillidae.
AGAGGUUAAAUCCUGUGCCGGCUCCCCCACUUCAUCUGUGUUUUCAACCGGGUUCCAACUUCUCAGACCGGAAACAUCAACUCUGAAGAUGCACAUUUCUGUCCUGGUCUGUGUGCUGGGAUUUCGCUUUAUGUUGACUGUAAUAUAAUCAUAUCCUCUUCCUUUGUUUGUCUCGGGCCCAACCAUGGUAACAGGACGCAGAGUGCCGAUUGGCUGGUCCCACCAUGGUCGUGAAAGCAGACUGCAUCGUUCUCACAUGGAGUCAGCUAUGACAUCAUAACGGAAGAAAACAGUCUGCUUCCAUAUGAUGCUGGCGCGAGGCAGAGCUCCCCGGCCCAAGUACACGAUGGUGGGGGAGACGCUACGCUACGUUAUCCCCAGUCACCUGCAGUGCUCCAUGGCCUGCGGGGGGCGCUCCUGCAAGUACGAGGACCCGUCGCGCUGGGGAGAGGACAUGCAGGCCAUCAAAGGGCUCUACUCCUCCUGGGUUACAGACGAGCUCCUGGCCAUGGCCCGGCCUUCAACAGGAAUCAUACAGAAAUACGACGUCAUUGAGCAAUUUCAAAGGUGUGGCAUAAGGACGCUGAUUAACCUGCAGCACCCAGGAGAGCACGCCAGCUGCGGUAACGAGCUGGAACAGGAGAGCGGCUUCACCUACCGGCCCGAGGCCUUUAUGGAGGCAGGCAUCUACUACUACAACUACGCGUGGAGGGACUACGGCGUGGCGUCCCUAGCGACCGUGCUGGACAUGGCGAAGGUGAUGUCGUUCGCCGUCCAGGAGGGGAAAGUCGCCGUUCACUGUCACGCCGGGCUCGGAAGGACAGGUGUUCUGUUGGCUUGUCACUUGGUCUUUACCACGAAGAUGAGCGCUGACCAGGCGAUCGCGUUCGUGCGUGAGAAGCGGCCCGGCUCCGUCCAGACCCGGGCGCAGCUGCUCUGCGUGCGCCAGUUCGCCCAGUUCCUGGUCCCGCUCCGGAGCGUGUUCCCCCGCGCGGAACCCGAAUCGGCCGCCGUCUCGCUGGCCCAGUACCUGACGCGGCAGCGCCACCUGCUGCACGGCGCGGAGGCGCGGCGGCUGCGGCACACGCCCAAGGUGGUGGCCCUGGCGUGCCAGCUGCUGCUGGACGUGGCGCGGAACCGGCAGGUGGUGCAGCAGGACGUCCUGGACGUGGUGGAGCCCGUGGCCGAGGAGAGGCGCGGCGCGGGGGGGUGGAGCCGGCGGCGCGGGGAGGCCGCCGCCGCCGCGGGGAGGGGCCCGGCCUCGCCGCACAGGAGCCUCCCCGGCCCCGCCACCGUGCCGCUGCGCACCCCCGAACCGCCGCUGUUCUACGUCCGGCGGAGCCUCAGCUACAGCGAGCGGGACCGCGGGCGGCCCGGCGCCACCCUCGACCCGGGGGGGGGCGCGGGGGUGGGCGCGGCGGGGGACGCGGGGAAAGAGCCGAGGGCUCUGAAGAGACUGUGCUUAUCGCACGAGGACCUCAGAGACGGCGGCCGCCGCCCCGACGAUGGGCCCGCGCUCCAGCGAUGGCCCCCCGCCUCGGACUCCGCCCACAGCUCCACCAGCUCCGUCUGGGACCAGCUGCCCCCGCCCCGGCGCGUGGAGCGCCCGCGGGACCGCGCGGGCGGGACGCCAUCCCCGAGGAGGGGCGGCGAGCGGCACGGCAGCGGGCGUGAGGAUGAGGAGCGGCCCUCCGAGGUGCCCUUCAUCCUGCUGCAGACCGAGCUCAGUCUGGAGGCUCGGCGGCUGCUGGUGGCCCAGGCCCUGGCUGUGGACCUGGAGCGGUACGGGAGCGAGGAGCAGAGGCAGAGAGUGUCCUGGUGGCAGACAGAGCUGAACUCUGGGGGGGACGUUUGGGACAGCGUGUGCGCGGAGCAGGACCCCUUCGUCCUGUCCGGCCUCAUGUGGUCCUGGCUGGAGCAGCUGAAGGAGCCCGUUCUGAGCCGACGGGACGUCCAGGCCCUGGAGGAGCAACCCAAAGACCCCAGCAGGGUUUUUAACACGCUGGACAAGGGUCCUCGCCAGACUCUGACGUGCAUCCUGCACUGCGCGGCCCAGGUGAUGGCCCCGUCGGUGGAGUCCGCCUUCCUCGAUCGAACGAUAAAGGCCUUCACCAAGAUGAAAGCGGGAGAGUCGGAAGAAGGGAGGAUUGUGUAUAAGACCAUGAGGAGGGUCCUGGCCCUGGUUCUGAAGGAGAUGAAGGCACAGAGAGAGGAAGAGGACGCAGGUGCCGUGGCUGUCUGUCCCUCACUGUAACGCUUCAGACUGGAGUCUGGACACUGCAUCUGUCUGCGCUGCGAUACAUUCGUCUUCGUGUUCAGUAUUUUCGUUUUGAUUAAUGUGUUCCGUGCAUGAAGAAAGUGCAAGCCCACUGGCUUCAGGAAGUGCUGGCUGACGGUAGUCGGAUAAUUAAAAAUGAAAAAACUCGACACUGAUUAUGCUCCAAUAAAUCAUUUGCCAAAUAUUUACCAAUGUUUUUCGGUACACAGUGUCUUUGUCAGGGUGGCGAAGGCCCUGGGUGCCAAAAUGUCGGCAAAUAAAUGAUACGUUGGGGAUUAAA